AUGGCUGAGAUGGAGCACACGGCUGAGGAAAUGGUAGAGGAAGAGCCGAUGGAAGAAGAUUCCUUAAUGACAAACGAUCCAGAAGAUGCUGAAAUGAUCGAUGGAAUGGAUGAGGAACAGGAGGAAUUUGAUAAGGCUAAGAAGAGCAAGAAGGCAAGUCGUGGACGGAAAUCCAAGAGCAGCCGAAAGAAAUCAGAAUAUCCAGACCCUGGAACAGCCACAUCCGCAGAGAUGUGUGCUGCUCUUGAUAUCCAGGACGUCGCUAUUGAGUAUACAGAAGAGGACUAUACUACAAUUACCAGUCUAAAGAGUUUCAUUCACCGAGUGCGACCAGCAAUUCUGGAAGCAAAUCCCAAAUGUAAUGCUACGAAGGUUUAUCCUUUAAUCCAAGUGAAAUACCGCGAAUUUCAAGAGGAUCUCGCUGCUCAGGGUCGCUCACAGGCUGUGAAGAAAGCAACAAAGCAGCCAAAACCUCCACCUCUGGAGCAGGAUAAACUCGUGGCUCCAAUCAAAAUCCGCAUAUCUGCUCGCAAAAAGCGAAGAAAUGACUCGGAUGAUGAAGGCGCCGCUGACAGCGAUCAAGAGUUCGAAUCCCUCUUGAAGCAGCAUGAACAUCAACUCGAUGAAGAGGACAAAGAGAGAGAGGAGAAAAAAGCAAGCCGCGCCGCACAACGUGCUGAUAGGAAAAAGCAGGCUUUAGAGAAAGCACAAGCCUCUCGAAAGGCUAAGCGAGCUAGGGGCGAGGAGGAAGAGAUGGAGCACCAAGACUAUUGUGAAGUAUGUAGGCAAGGAGGCGAGAUUAUCCUUUGUGACACUUGUCCCCGAGCAUAUCAUACUGUUUGUGUGGAUUCUGAAAUGGAGCAAGCUCCAGAGGGUGAAUGGAGUUGUCCUCAUUGCGAAGAGCAUGGUCCUCCACCUCCACCGAAAGAAGAAGAGCCGGUUAAAGUCAAUAUGGAGUACUGCCGAGUAUGCAAGGGUGUGGGAUCACUUCUGUGCUGCGACAACUGCCCCAGCUCUUUCCAUGCGUACUGUAUUAAUCCUCCUCUGGAAGAGGUACCCGAAGACGAGUGGCUCUGCCCGAGGUGCACCAUACCUGAGCCUAAGCAACGGCCAGAGAAAAUUUUAUGCUGGAGGUGGAUCGAAAUACCGUAUCCCGAUCCCAUUGAAGUGAAUCCCGAUCAAGAGCCAGAUAAGGAUGCUAUUCUUCUCCGCCCCCCACGCAAGAUGGAACCUCGUAGAGAAAGGGAGUUUUUCAUUAAAUGGAGAUAUAUGUCAUAUUGGCAUUGCGAAUGGGUCAGUGAAACGCUAAUGGACGUGUACUUUACCGCGCUAUUGCGAAUGUAUUGGCGAAAGUAUGAUAGCGAGAAUCCGCCCAUCUUCGACGAGUCAACUGCGCAAAGGCAUCAUAAGGACAAUGAUCCCUAUGAACUUCGCGAAAAGUUUUACCAGUACGGUAUAAAACCAGAAUGGAUGCAGGUUCAUCGCAUUAUUAAUCACAUGCAGUAUGGUAAAACACAGUUUGAUUAUCUCGUGAAAUGGAAGGAGCUUGCAUAUGAACAGGCGACAUGGGAACGGGAUGAUAUGGAUAUUGCUUAUUAUGAAGAUGCCAUAAAUAAGUAUUGGAUACAUAGGGAAAAAAUGCUCGGUGAGCCGAUUCCGAAGCAUAUUGCUAAGAAGAUUGCUGCCCAACGAGAAAAGAAGGGGCUUCCACCUCUUGAAAGUACUGACGAACCGUUGAGCAAAAAGAAGAAGCGGGAUAAGCCUCUCACUGAUAUUCGGAAAAAGUAUGAAGUGCAGCCUGAUUAUAUCUCGGAAACUGGGGGAACCCUUCACGCCUACCAACUCGAAGGAAUCAAUUGGCUUCGGCACUGUUGGUCAAAUGGAACAGACGCUAUACUCGCCGAUGAAAUGGGUUUGGGAAAAACCGUUCAAUCUCUUACCUUCUUGUAUUCUCUUUUGAAGGAAGGUCAUUCGAAGGGACCAUUUCUCAUUGCUGCACCUCUAUCAACGAUUAUCAACUGGGAGCGUGAGGCAGAGCAGUGGUGUCCCGAUUUCUAUGUCGUCACAUAUGUGGGUGACCGCGAUUCUAGAAUGGUCAUCAGAGAGCACGAAUUCUCGUUUGUCGAAGGAGCCGUGAAGGGAGGUCCUAAGGCUUCACGGAUGCGUUCCCAGGAAAAUAUGAAAUUCCAUGUUCUGCUUACUUCUUAUGAGUGCAUCAAUAUGGACAAGGCAAUUUUGUCUUCUAUCGAAUGGGAGGCUCUGGUAGUUGAUGAAGCUCAUCGUUUAAAAAAUAAUCAAUCUACUUUCUUCAAAAAUCUUCGCGAGUACAAUAUCAAUUAUCGUUUACUCCUAACUGGUACACCCCUGCAGAACAAUCUUGAAGAGCUUUUCCAUUUGCUCAACUUCCUUGCACCUGAUCGAUUCUUCGACUUGGAGUCUUUCACACUGGAAUUCGCUGAGAUUUCCAAGGAAGAUCAGAUCCAGAAGCUGCAUUCUCUACUGGGUCCCCACAUGUUGCGUCGCCUGAAAGCUGACGUGCUUACAGGGAUGCCUUCCAAGAGUGAACUUAUUGUUCGAGUGGAGCUCAGUUCGUUACAGAAAAAGUACUAUAAAAACAUACUUACUCGCAACUUCGAUGCUCUGAACGUCAAAAACGGUGGAUCGCAGAUGUCCUUGAUCAACAUUAUCAUGGAGCUCAAAAAGUGUUGUAAUCAUCCUUAUCUGUUUGCUAAAGCCAGUAUGGAAGCGCCUAAGCUUAAAAAUGGAAUGUACGAAGGAACUCAGCUGAUCAAAAAUGCUGGAAAAUUUGUUUUACUGCAGAAAAUGAUGCGAAAACUUAGAGAAGGAGGUCAUAGAGUUUUGAUAUUCUCCCAAAUGACCAUGAUGUUAGAUAUUUUGGAGGAUUUCUGUGAGGUGGAAGGAUACAAGUAUGAAAGAAUUGAUGGGUCUAUCACCGGACAAGCAAGACAGGAUGCUAUUGAUAGAUUCAAUGCUCCUGGUGCGCAACAAUUUGUGUUUCUUCUUUCUACCCGAGCUGGUGGUCUUGGUAUCAACCUUGCUACAGCUGAUACUGUAAUCAUUUAUGACUCGGACUGGAACCCUCAUAACGAUAUACAGGCAUUUUCUCGUGCUCAUCGCAUUGGUCAACAGAACAAAGUAAUGAUUUAUCGCUUUGUGACUAGAAAUUCUGUUGAAGAACGUAUUACAUCCGUUGCAAAGAAGAAGAUGUUGCUCACUCACUUAGUUGUCAGAGCCGGUCUCGGUCAGAAGGGACCUAGCAUGAGCAAGUCCGAGCUUGAUGAUGUGUUACGGUGGGGCACAGAAGAGCUGUUCAAGGAUGAUGAGCCAACAGGAGAAACAGCUGAAGGCGAACCUGGGAAGAAGGCUAACGAAAAUGAAAUCGUGUGGGAUGAUGCUGCUGUUGAGGCUCUUCUAGACAGAGAGAGGGACACUGAACCAAAGGACAAAGACGGAGAGAAGAAAGAGCACUGGACGAACGAGUAUCUCAGUUCAUUCAAAGUAGCUACUUAUACUACAAGGGAAACUGAUGAUAAAGAAGAAGAGGAAGAGGAGGAAAUGGAGGUUAUCAAGGAAAAUGAUAAAGAGCCCGAUCCGGACUAUUGGGAGAAACUUCUUCGACACCAUUAUGAGCAAGAUCAGGAAAUGGAAGCACAAAAACUCGGUAAAGGCAAAAGGCUCCGAAAACAGGUCAACUAUGCAAGCGAAAAUAUGGGUCAAGACUGGCAGAAUCGUGGUGGAGAGCAGCAGAAUAAUGACGAUGAUGAUCUCUCUUCGUAUGAUGGAGGUUCAGAGAAAGCUUCUGGUGAACACUCUGACGAUGACUUCGAAGGCAUCGGAGGUGAAAAGAAGAAGAAACGAGAACGUGACACUGAAAAACUCCCGCCACUUCUUGCAAAGGUCAAUGGUCAAUUAGAAGUUCUUGGUUUCAAUCCGAGACAGCGGCGUGCCUUCUACAAUGCAGUUAUGCGUUGGGGUAUGCCACCACAGGACGCCUAUCAAUCUCAGUGGCUUACACGUGAUCUGAAAGGCAAGUCGGAGAGAGCUUUCAAAACAUAUACGUCUUUGUUUAUGCGGCACCUGUGUGAGCCUGGCGCAGAUAGUCAGGAAACCUUUAAUGAUGGAGUUCCUAGAGAGGGCCUCAAUAGGCAGCAUGUGCUCACGCGUAUUGGAAUAAUGAGCCUCAUUCGGAAGAAAGUUCAGGAAUUCGAACAGGUCAAUGGGGAGUGGUCAAUGCCAGAAAUGCGUACCAAGGUUUUGGAAGCUGCGGGAGCCAGUACAGCGAAGACUACUUCUUCAUCCAAAGCUAGCAGUCGGGAGCAUAGUGUAGCUCCAGAGGAUCGAAAGGAGGAAAGCAGUGACCCUCCAACUGAAGCGCCAGAACCAGCCAAGACGGACACUGAAGACGCAGUAUCAUCUGCAGCGGAUUCAAAAGAAGAUUCCAAUGCAACUUCGGCAGUUGAAGAAGAAAGUGAUAGUGCAACCAAAAAGAGUGGACGACCUCCUUUCAAGUUCAACAUGGCUGAUGGUGGAUUCACUGAACUGCACACAUUAUGGGUUAACGAAGAAAAGGCUGCUGUCCCCGGUAACGAAUACGAGAUCUGGCAUCGUAGGCAUGACUACUGGCUCCUUGCUGGAAUAGUGCAAUACGGUUACGGGCGGUACCAGGACAUUCAAAUGGAUCCACGCUUUGCAAUAAUCAAUGAACCAUUCCGUCAAGAACAAGGGAAAGGAAAUUUCCUUGAAAUCAAAAAUAAAUUCCUGCAAAGGCGUUAUAAGCUGCUUGAACAAGCCCUAGUGAUCGAGGAGCAGCUCCGACGUGCUGCUUACAUGAACCUCCAGAAUAGCACAACUGAUGGAACCGCACAGUUAGCUCAGCGAUUCGCAGAUAUAGAAAAUGUGGCUGAUUCGCACGCGAAUGUCGCCAAAGAUUCUGCAGCCGGCAAUCGAAAUGCCAAUGCUGUUCUCCACAAAGUAUUGAAUCAAUUGGAGGAACUGUUGUCGGAUAUGAAGGCUGAUGUAUCUCGCCUUCCUGCUACUUUAUCGCAGCUUCGGCCUGUCACACAUCGCUUGGCCAUGACUGAAAGACAAAUCUUGUCUCGUCUUACAUCAAAGGAUCCUGAUGCUAUGGCUGGUCGAUCUCCUCUGCCGCCACCUGGUCCGUUCGUGACGCCCACUCUGGGCCAACAGCUUUCUGGUAUCCAGCCAAAAUUCGCAGCACUACAUCAGCCGGGAAAGGAUGUCGAGCAUGUUUGCGGAUGUUACCGACUCUCCAACUUCGUCAGAUGCUCCACCAGAGAAGAAACCGAGAAUAAUGCAUCUAAAUCGGCAGUUGAGGACGAAACACCCAUGGAUCUCUCUGCACCACAACAACCCUCACCAUCAGAGAAGCCGGCUGAGAAAGCAAAAAGUACGCAAGAGGUCUCUACUGCUUAA
Messenger RNA from Haemonchus placei, 5454 nucleotides. The record is from the annotation of a GenBank genome assembly. Lineage: Eukaryota; Metazoa; Nematoda; Chromadorea; Rhabditida; Trichostrongylidae.